ACACCCCGCGGGCUCAACUCCUACACUUCUUAAGUCCCUCCCCCUGAAACAGCCUCCUGCAGUUUCACUUAGCAAGCCGGCAGAGAACAGGUACUCCUCUCCCAGCAGUGACAGCUACAGCUCCCUGCCGCCGAUCGCCUCGGAGCUUUCCGACACCUAUGCAUCUGUUCCUGUGCUACCUGUUGCAAAAGCGUUGUUUUCCGGCACCCCCUGCUCCCCUGAGACACCACAGGAGUUGGCGUCCUCUUUUCACCUGGGAAAAAGGAUUCUAGAAACCUGAAAAACUGGAAACUUGAAGAGGCUAAAACAGAGGAAAGCUAACCACAAGAAAGUUUUUAUAAAGAAUCAUUAUAUUUAAUCAUUUAAAGCAGGAAAAAAAAUGAGUCUCCUCAAAGAACGUAAGCCAAAGAAACCUCAUUACAUCCCAAGACCGCCAGGAAAGCCAUUUAAAUAUAAGUGCUUUCAGUGUCCCUUUACUUGCAAUGAAAAAUCCCAUCUUUUUAACCAUAUGAAGUAUGGUCUCUGCAAAAACUCAAUUACUUUAGUAUCAGAGCAGGAUCGCAUUAUCAAGUGUCCAAAGACCACUUCCUUGGAGCCCAAACAGAUCAAUCAGCUAGAAUCUGCAGUCAAACCAACUUCUUCUAAAUCUAUCACAAAUGGACUGUCAAAUCUUGAUUCAAAGCCUCAGUAUCCUUUUGCAAAAGAAGAUGCCAAGGAAAACGUUGAAUUACAAAACCAGGUAACAAACACAUCAAUUCAAGGACAAAAACCUGCAACUCAGAAGGAAUUAACUCCUGCCAGUACUACAGCAGAAAGUGCCAUCAGCAUGCAGCCCCUUUUGGACAGCAUUGUAAGGCCCUCAGCUUUUGUUCCUGUAGGAGAACACAGAGAUAGUAAAGGCCCAGAAGGAAAUGAAGUAUCCGAAAUUAUAUCCCUUUCUAACAAAAGUUCACCUUUUCACGCUAAAUCUGCAUUUCAUGCACCAAAUCACCCAUGGAAAGCAGGUUCUCCUUUUCUCCCAGAGUUUCCACACAAAGUUGCUCCCACAAAAGGUUUUGGUUCCAUUUCACCUUAUAUGCAACCAAUGAUUCCAGAGUACUCACCCCAUUUUUAUGAGCAUAGGCUGGCUAUCUACGCACCUUAUUUGCUUCCAGGUAAUUCAGAGUGUGAAAGCUCUGCUCUCUCUGUCUACGGCACACAAGAUCAAAGACACUUUCUUCCCCACCCUGGGCCACUUCCAAAACCGAUAAAUCCAUCGGCAUAUGAACACUAUCGGUUGUUCCAACAAUAUCACUCCACUCCUCCAAUACCAUAUGGAUUUUGUAGGCCAACAGAUCCUCCAUUUUACAGAUUUUCACACGUAGCUGGUAUCAACAGAGAUCAAAGUUCUCACCUAAUGGAAGAAACUAGCUUGCUGUAUCCUGCUUCUUUAAGUCCAUCCCAACAAUAUCCUCUAAGCUCACAUAAAAAACAAACAGAUUAUGAAAAAGAAAUGACGUUGUUGCAUGCCAAAAGUCAUUCCAAAGAUGACCAAAAUGAAAGAGAGAGUGCGAAAAUGAGCCCUCUUGCAGGAAGUGCGGCAACAGGCUCUCCUGGUAGACCUAGCCCGACCAACUUCACUCAGACCAGCCAUGCUUGCGAAGGUUUAUUUGACCUCUCUAACAAGUCAUCUUCCACACUGCUUGGCAAAUAUGAUCAACCAGAAGAAAACUGCACAGCUUUCAGACCUGUGAGAAAAAGCACCGAUCAACCAACUCUACUUCAAAGCACACAGACCCAGCAAGACAGAGGAGAUUCACCUAGCAGCAUUAAUGUCACCGAUGAAGAUGCAUAUGUACCGAACGAAUGCCAUGACAACGAGGGUUCACCGUCCAACACCGAAGAUGACACAGGAGUAGCUCCCCUUAAUCUUUCAAAGAAGCCUGACACAAACACAGGACCUGUUCAUGAACAAGCGUACAAAAACACUUCCAAAGCAGAAAGCCAAAACUUUCUAGAACUGCAAGACAUGCCUCUGAAUCUCUCAGUAAAAGACUCCUAUAACACAGGAAGCCUGAAAACUGCAUUCCACAGUCCAGCUCAUGAAAACGGUGCUGCUACUUCUCCAAAACCCGAAAAUGAAAACACCACAGCAGACACACGUAACCCCAAGAACCCUAUUAGCAGUGCCAGUGACAAAUCUUCCUUCACAGCUCACCGUAAUGAAGCGCAAGAUUUGAGAAUAAUUGACAGCUGCGAUGAGCAGAAGCAAACAGCAGCGGUAGCUCUCUGCCAGCUAGCCGCGUACAGCCCCAGCAAAGUCAGAGUGGGCAACGAAGGGCAGAGUCCUCAGGACUGUAACGCUUCACGUACAGAAGCUACUCUUAACUCUUCUGAUACUCAGGAUACCCAAAGCAAUCAAAAAGCUAAAGGACAAAAAAGGACAAAUCAAAAAGAAUCAACAAAAUCACAGCAAGGCACUAAGAGAGUGAGGCCAAAUGACUGUAGCAGAGUCUUCACUUUAAGGAAGAGAACAAGAGUGUCAUAAUACUUCACUUUCCCAUGAGUUUCCAGUCACAAAGUUAGUUACCAGCAACAUCAGAAAAUUUCGACGUUCCAUCUCUUAUUAGGUUUGGUCCAUGAGAAGAUACAUUCAACUGUUACCAUGUAAAUAGAAAAUGUUCAUAAUUUUAUAUUAAUAUUUUUAAGUAAUUGAACUUUCCCUUGUAUAAGCUCAGAUUUUGAUGAGUGAAUUUUUGCAUUCAUUACUAAAACCAAAGUACAUGAGAUGACUCUUUAAGGUUUUAUGCAAUUGUAUUAUUGUAAAAUAACUUUUACACGUUCUUUUCUUACAAGAUGUUUAAGCUCUAGACACAAUGUUGUUCAAUCACAUAUUGUCAUAGUAUUUUUCAGGCUUAAUUUCAUUUAAUAGUUUUUUUUUCUUGAAAACUGUUUUUAUUUCACUGUGCAGUAGUUUAAACAAGCUUAAAAUUAAAUGUAGCUAUUUAGAAUUUACUGUAAAAACUGUUUUGCAUAUGAAUGCACUUCGCCAUUAUGCCGUAACGCAAAACAGACCAAAUUUUGCCAUUCAGAGGCAGAGACCGGUUUAAACAAACUGAACAAAACCUUGUAAAAGCAAGUUUUUCUUAUGUUGGCUAAGAAAAAGACUCAAUUUAAAGCAAAGUAAGCCUCCCAAACUGAAGUAGAACUAGCCGUAUCAACCUGCACCCAUUAAAAACAACAAAAAAAAACAGUUUAUGUUUACCUUUACCUGAACCACUAUGAAAACAACAUUGAAAAUUUCAAGAUCGAAAUGAUUUUGGUGCCUAAUUCUCUGAAGCUAGACACUGGGCAACCUUGAAACGCCAAGCCUAAAAGGAUAUUUAUAUAAUAAUUUAUUUCAGCUGAAGAAAACUCUCCUGGUGAAGGUUUUAGUCCAGUAAGCAUGUAUCACUAAUUAUCAGUUUCAGUGUACUUCUAUGUAUGUCCUAAAACUAUUUUUCUGCUUCUACAACUGUGUAUAUAAACUUGUAAUUUUUCAAAUAAAUCUGUGACCUGUACUUAAAA
This is a messenger RNA of Dromaius novaehollandiae (emu), 3546 nucleotides long. RefSeq names its product zinc finger protein 750 (gene ZNF750). Gene Ontology annotation, biological process: epidermis development; positive regulation of transcription by RNA polymerase II. Bases 380 to 2527 code for a protein of 715 amino acids. The record is from RefSeq and is a predicted model, not a curated record. The transcript has 3 exons. Gene Ontology annotation, cellular component: nucleus. Lineage: Eukaryota; Metazoa; Chordata; Aves; Casuariiformes; Dromaiidae. Gene Ontology annotation, molecular function: DNA-binding transcription activator activity, RNA polymerase II-specific; RNA polymerase II cis-regulatory region sequence-specific DNA binding; promoter-specific chromatin binding.